GACAGCCCGAUUAGACCACACCAUGGAGAAGACAGAUGCAAAUGGCCAGCCACCCAAACCCGAUGGGGAGAGGGAGCAGCCCCGCAGCCUCCCCUACUCCGUGGAGACACCAUAUGGCUUUCACUUGGACCUGGACUUCCUGAAGUACGUGGAUGACAUCGAGAAAGGGAACACCAUCAGAAGGGUUCACAUCCACCGGAAAGCCAAGCAGCCGAAAUUCAGCACCCUGCCCCGAAACUUCAGUCUGCCCGAGAACAGCUCCUGUGGAUGCACAUCUGCUCCCAGCAAGAGCUGGACGGCAACCUGCUCUUUCCCCCAGCGAAAGGCAUCGCUGGGGGCUGAGGAGACCCCUGGUCCCCUCCUGCACAAUGAGGCACCCCUUCCCAUGGCCGACGAGCCGAGUUACCGGAGAAAAGCCCUUUUGGCGGAGACGUGGCGGCAGGCGGAGCUGGGGCGGCAGGAAGGCGAGCUCAGGGGGCGGCCACAGCUGCUGCGAGCCUCCAGCCUCCUGCCCGAUGCGCUGCCGCCUGGCCAUCCCCCACUGGGGGAUGGGAGGGUGCCCUUGCCCCUCCAGCCACCUCCCCAGCCCUGCCAUGACCAGAGCGGCUCCGAAAGCACAUUUUGCCCCGUGCCGCGUUCGCCUGGCUCCGACGGUAUCGUGUUAAAUCUCCCCCGAGAGAUGAGCUUGGGGCAAGAUGUCUCCUUGGGGCAGAAGGAGCAUCCGGGUGGAGGCAGCCCAGGGCUGGUGCAGAUGCAGGCCCCGUGGCAGAGCCAGCAUCCCGCGGCGCCGCAGCUGCAGGUGGUGAUGGAGAGCAGAGGCGAGGAGGGCAAUGCCGCUGACACCAGCAGUUGCUCUGCCUCGGCCGGGGGUAUACCAGCCUCACUGGGUGCCCUCCAGCUCGCAGAGGAGAACCCUGGGGAAAGGGAGUUAAGUGUAAGUGCAAUCACUCCAAACGUGCUGAAGAAAGCUGAGGAGGGGAGUGUCCGGGCUGGAGAGAACAAGGAGAGCUGUGGUCCUCAGUCUCGUGAUGCAGGAGAGCCCGGCCGGGUUGCCGUGCUGAAGCAGCAGAUUGCUGCUCUGGAGGAGCAGCUGAGCAAGAAGAAGGAAGAGCUUGAGCAGAUCAGGGCAGUGCUGGAGCAGCAAGAUCAUGAGAUCAAGGAGAAGGAGAAAAGCAUUAAGUUACUGGCCAGCUCCAAAGCUCAGCUGGAAGAGAAGCUGUGCCGGGAAAACACCAAAGAGGCCAAGCUGCCGUCCAGGCAGAGCAGCGGGGCUUUGCAGUGCUACGAUGCUGCAGUGAACACUGACCUCUCGCAGGUAACCGGGGCCAAGCAAGCCCAUGAUAAAGGCAUCAAUGUAAAUAUCCCAGUGUCCACCAAAUCCAUAGGAUGCAGCGUCCACAGAGCAGACAACAUGAACGUGCAGGUGAUGGAGCUGGGUGCUCAGAGAGAUCAGGGACUGGCAGACUCUUGCACUGGUGUCAGUGGAGAGGGACCCCGACAUUUUGGUGACAUCGAGGCUGACCUUCAUGCACCGUGCUUCACCCAUUUGGAGCACGGCUACCCCGAGUUAGCGAGCGCUAUUAAACAGCCGGCCUCCAAGCUCAGCUCCAUUCAGAACCAAUUAGUUAAUUCCUUAAACUCAUUGCUGUCUGCCUACUCUAACCAAGGGCCCGUGGAUAAGGAGAAUUCGAACACACACUAUCAACAGUUGGAAAUCUCUCCAACCACAAGUCUUAAAUCUAUCAUGAAAAAGAAGGGUUAUGGUUUCCAUGCAGGAGGCAAUGGGACCAAAAAGAAUCUUCAGUUUGUUGGGGUAAAUGGUGGCUAUGAAACGACUUCAAGCGAAGACACAAGUUGCGAAGAUAGCCCAUCGGACGGGGAUGCGGAGAGCGAGACAGAGAGAAGAGCUGAUGAUUUGGAGCCCAUGCAGGCAAAAGCUGGACGUGAAAGCGAGGGGUCUUUGUCGGGGACCUCCUUGCAGGGGAGACGUGAGGACGAGGACCUGCAGGAGCCAUUGGCAGAAGCAGUGCCUUGCACUCAGCACAAGGCUGACAGGUACAAACCGUCUGAAGGUUUCCUUGAUGACUGCCAGCUACUCAGCAAGCACCUCUCAGAAAUCAGGACCACAAGCGACAAGCAUCUGCGGCAUGUCCUGAGCACCGUCUGCCAGGAGUGGUUCCGGGUGUCGAGCCACAAGUCUUCCAGCCCGGAGGCAGUCACAGCAUAUCUCAAGGCAUUGGGGGCCAUCCAGCCCCAGCUCCUAGCAAUGGUGGUGAACCUGGCCGACAGGAAUGGCAACACGGCUCUUCACUACAGUGUUUCCCACUCCAACUUCCCAAUUGCAAAGCUCCUGCUAGACACAGGCGUGUGCCGCCUGGACCUGCAGAACCACGCCGGCUACACGGCAGUGAUGCUCACCCCGCUGGCAGCUGCCGAGACGGGUGAGGACAUGGAUGUGGUGAUGAAGCUCCUGAAGGAGGGGGACGUCAACCUGCGAGCUGCCCAGGGAGGCCAGACCGCCCUGAUGCUGGGGGUCAGCCACGAGCGGGACGACAUGGUGCGAGCCCUCCUCUCCUGCCAGGCCGAUGUCAACCUGCAGGAUGAGGAGGGGACGACAGCCCUGAUGGUGGCCUGCCGGCAGGGCAACGCUGACAUUGUCAGGCUCCUCUUGGCCCAGCCCGGCUGCCAGGUUUCACUGACGGACAAGGGCGGUAACUCGGCCCUGUCACUGGCCCAGCACGCGGCCCGUGGGGACAUCGCAGCGCUCCUGCGAGCCCACGCUGAGCAGAGCCCGUCCCUCUCUGCGUGACCGAGUGGAAGAAGAAACCGGGACGCGGAGCAGGGAGCAAACAGCUCCUUCUUGUAACGGCCCCACUGCCUGCCUUGGCGGCUAGGGCCAAUAUCGCAGGUUUCCAUAUGUACAGGGGGAUGAACCCUGUCAGUUAUCUACAAACGUUCCCUGUGUCUAAUUCUCCUCAUUAAGCCUGCUUACACCCCCCUAAUCUAUGCACAUUGCCACACAUGACUCCAAGUUCUCCUAUACACUCCUCCCGUUAUAGAUUUGGCAGCGACUGAAAUGAAGGAGAAAAGCACAUUAGAAAAGCAAUACUUAGUCUUUUGUAACCUUACAUUAUGGUUGUCCUUUUAAUCGACUACUUAACUGUAUCUCAUUUAACUUGUAAGUUUGUGUCCUAAUAUUUAUUAUUAGCGCUUCUGUACGUAGUGGCAGGCAGUGAUUAUUCAGUAUAUGUAACAACAAACACAAGCUGGAUGGAUUAUGUAAAGUAUAAAAUCCUAUUUAUGUUUGCUUAUGUGGGUCUGAUGUAAGAAUUAAAAAUUAACGCUCUAGGAAAAUAUUUGAGUAUACUAGACCCAAACACACAGACAUUGUUUUGCCUGUAUUCGGAAUUACCAUAUGGCUCUUUUUUUUCCUAAUUAAGUUUGAGCUAACAGGGAAGCGUAGCCCAUUGACAUGCACCGUGCAUCAGCACAUGCGAUGCUCAGGCACAGCAGGGCAGAUCAGGUUAUCCUGAGCACGGCAUGAGAAGAUCACAACAGAUUCCCAUCCCAGGAUGCGUUAAUGUUGUCCAAGAGUUCCAUGGAGGGACUCUGCUGACAGAUGCCUUUUGGGCAAAAGUCUACUUUCUGCUUUCCCUCGUGCUCAAUGUUCAGAUGCCCAAACCACUCCAUGUAAAGCCAUGCUGUGAUUUAGCUGCUGGAGUCAGCUGGUGCCAGGGCCUCCCCCACCAUGGAUACCCACAGGGUCAGUCCAGCAUCACCUCAAAUCAUACAUAGGGCAGGGUUUUUUUCUUAAAUCCCUCUGCCGCUGACAAAGAGAGAGGCAGGGCUCAGACCCUACUUUUCCAAACAUCUUUACACUGUCAUUAAGUCGCUGUGUACUGGGAACUGCCAUUUCAUGAGGCUGUGCUGUAUCUCUGUAGGCUUUGGUGGCCCUGGAUGCCAUCACCAGUUGAGCUGGUGCGUAGUACACCACCGUAAACCCAGAGCUACUUGUCACCACUAAAAGCAAAUCUCCCUAGUUAGCUAAUUACUUUUCUUUUUUUGUUAAUAAGCAGAAGUUAAUCCUAGACUACUUUGGUUGCUUGUAAGUCAAUUCACAUCAUGAUGAAGUCUCUCUUGAGCUGCCUUUUCCCUUCCCUCGUAUGUGCAAUACGCAGCAAAGCCAUUGCCGAGUCCCUGUCCUCAUGCCGGUAAUGCUCCCACUGCCUUGCGGGGAGGGGAGGACAGACCCUGCCCUCUGUUUUCCAUUGAAAUUUGCCGUCUGCUUCGUUUCUUUCCUUUCUUCAUGUUUUCAGUCAGAAGCAUUCAUCAUCUCGAAUGUCUAUGUAUCUGCCUUUUUUUUUAACUCAAAAUGCAGUUACCUCCUUUAUGUAUAAAUAAACUCGAGUUAAACCU
Molecule: messenger RNA, 4416 nt
Organism: Aptenodytes forsteri (emperor penguin)
Lineage: Eukaryota; Metazoa; Chordata; Aves; Sphenisciformes; Spheniscidae
Gene: KANK4
Product: KN motif and ankyrin repeat domains 4
Exons: 11
Coding region: 23-2809 (928 amino acids)
Biological process (GO): negative regulation of actin filament polymerization
Cellular component (GO): cytoplasm; cytoskeleton
Molecular function (GO): protein binding
Source: RefSeq, a predicted model, not a curated record